Fibroporia radiculosa is the source of this 1653-nucleotide messenger RNA. RefSeq lists its product as uncharacterized. Bases 1 to 1653 code for a protein of 550 amino acids. Gene Ontology annotation, molecular function: NADH dehydrogenase activity. NCBI's taxonomy places the organism in Eukaryota, Fungi, Basidiomycota, Agaricomycetes, Polyporales, Fibroporiaceae. The record is from RefSeq and is a predicted model, not a curated record. The transcript is spliced from 18 exons.
AUGCAGGUGGCUCGUGUUCGCUCCGUCGUCGGGAAAAGCCUGGUCAAGUCUCGGCCGGCCGCCUUCACGCCUCACACUAGACUCCAGCUCACAAGGAGAACUGCUUCUACGGAAUCUGCACCUCUUGCACCCCCUCCCCCUCCAAAUUCUCGCUUCUGGAGGCGUUUCUUGCAGACAGUCGGUGGAGUGACCCUAGUGACAAUUGGGAGUCUCGGUGCAUUCUACUACGUCGCGCAAAAGGACAAGACUCCAGGUGUACAGCUGCCUCAUGACCCAGAAAAGAAGACACUCGUCGUUCUCGGCAGUGGGUGGGGUGCGACAAGCUUGCUGAAAUCGCUCGACACGACAGACUACAACGUGAUCGUCAUCAGCCCCAAAAACUACUUCCUGUUUACUCCGCUCCUACCCAGUGUUGCGGUCGGCACGCUCAACCCACGGUCCAUCAUCCAACCGACGCGAUAUGUCACACGUCAUAAGACGCGACAAGUCUCCGUGAUUGAGGCCUCCGCGACGGAAGUCGAUCCUAUCGCGAAGACUGUCAAAUUCGCAGACACCUCUGAGAUUCAGGGUGAGGUCGCGGAGACGUCAAUCAAGUACGACUAUCUCGUGUUCGCCGUGGGUGCCGAAGUACAGACGUUCGGAAUCCCUGGUGUGAAAGAGCAUUCAUGUUUCAUGAAAGAACUAGAGGAUGCUGAGAAAAUGCAACGGCGGUUCCUCGACUGCCUGGAGUCUGCCGCGUUCCCUGGCCAGUCGCAAGACGAGGUCAACCGUCUGCUCCACAUGGUCGUUGUUGGGGGUGGUCCUACCGGCGUUGAGGUUAGCGGUGAGAUUCAUGACUUCCUCGAGGAGGAUCUGCGCUCGUGGUAUCCGGAGCUCGCGAACAGCGUGCGCAUCACGCUGGUAGAGGCGCUCCCGAGCGUGCUGCCCAUGUUCAGCAAGCAGCUGAUCGACUACACGGAGUCGACAUUCAAGGAAGCCAAGAUCGACAUCCUCACGAAGACGAUGGUGAAGGAGAUCAAGGAGAAGAGCGUUGUACUACAGCGACCUGACAAAUCAAUUGUGGAAGUACCGUGUGGCCUCGUUAUCUGGGCUGCUGGCAACAAGCUCCGCAAGGUGACCCAGGAUCUGAUGGCCAGGUUGCCCCAGGCACAAACCAACAGGAGGGGUGUAGCUGUCGACGCCCACCUCCGCAUGGAGGGGACGGAUAGCAUUUGGGCGAUCGGAGACUGCGCAGCGACGUCGUAUGCACCGACGGCGCAGGUGGCAUCGCAGCAGGGAGCCUACUUGGCACGAAUUCUCGCGCAGAUCGCUAAGCGUGACAACCUAGAAGUGCGACUCAAGACGCUGCAGGAUGGGCCACAGACGGAGGAGACCAAGCCAGAAAUAGCGAGCAUCGAGCGCCAGCUUGUGAAGACGGAAAAGCUGCGGCCGUUCCACUACUCGCAUCAGGGCUCCCUAGCGUACAUUGGAUCGGAUAAGGCUAUCGCCGACUUGCCUUUCUUCAAUGGCAAUCUUGCAACGGGUGGUGUGGCAACGUUCCUCUUUUGGCGAAGCGCCUACCUCAGCACUCUCUUCUCCCUGCGAAACCGCACUCUAGUUGCGACCGACUGGAUUAAGGUCAAGCUAUUCGGACGUGACGUGAGCCGUGAGUAG